AUAUAUGGACUAUUAUAUAUAUAGAUUGAUAAUUUGUGAAAUAAGAGAAUCAUAAGAGGGGCAACUUAUACGUAGUAUAUAAAUAAAGGGUAAAUGAAUUUAACUGUAAGUUGAUAUCGAUAUUGAUACUAGAAUUUUAAUAUUGUUAGAAGGUGAAUUGAAUGAUGAGCAAUGUAGAAGAAUUUCACUAGGAGUACUUGGAGGUUGAGCCAACCUAACGUAGAUUAGCCAGCCGCAUCCCCAACCCUAAUUACUCGAUCGUCCAUUUCAUCUUCUUCUACUGCGAAUCAAAAUGUCAUCUGCAUCUUCAUCACCUGCCAGAAAAGGACGAACCAUUACUCUUGAUUAUGAGCCGGCGGUGUACUGUUAUUGUGCUUUGAAGGCCCCCUUGUGCGUAGCUCGGGAGAGUGGGAGAACAUUCUACGGCUGCCAAAAAUGGAAGGUUGGAUGUGGAUAUUUUGUGUGGAAAGAUUCUCUGGAAAGUAGAUAUGCAGUUCAUGGUGAAGAAGUGAAUCAAGAUAUGUUUGAAGGAAAGAGCAUGAUCUCCAAGCUAGCUGACCAGUUAAGCGGAGUACAAGGAAAAAUUGAAUGUCUUCAGGAGGUUGUUGAAACUGAAGCGAAGGAUGCUAAAAAGUUUAGAAAAGUGGUUGGAGUUGCUGUUAUUGCAGUUCUGGGUUUCCUUACCAUGGUUUACUGUAAUCAGCUUCAAAUGUAAUACUUUGAGUAGACUAUAAUUGUAGUACUUAGGAAGCUUGGUCUGCAUUUUGUACUGCUGUGUAAGACUCGGUUGGAAUGCAUUAGUGUAAUAAACAAUGAGUGAUGGCCUUGAACUUGUGUUGUACUAUCCUUGACUCCUUUAAUAAAGUGUGUGUAAGAAUUGAUUGCUUGGCCUACUUUUUC
Messenger RNA from Cuscuta epithymum, 900 nucleotides. Lineage: Eukaryota; Viridiplantae; Streptophyta; Magnoliopsida; Solanales; Convolvulaceae. The record is from the annotation of a GenBank genome assembly.